CAGUCCCGUGAUUAACUCGCCUCCGAUACGCGAGUCGUCCUCCUCCUCCGUUCUCGAAAACCUUCGUUCCACGCUUUUCGAAAUUAUCGCGUGACAACAACGAUACGCGAAUAGUUGCGGGAGAAGCGAGCGAGCGUUCGAAAGAAGGAAGGAAAAGAAGAGUCUUUCGAAAGACAGGAUCUCCUAGUCUGUGGAAAAAAAGAAGAAGAAAGCUCGGGAGAAACGAAGUGACACGAAGUGGGAUCGGUGUCGGCGAGGAGGGGGUGGUGUUUUGGGAAGAAGUGGAGCGACAAAGGGAAACUCUUAAAUAAAUAAAAUCGAUAAGGCGAGACACGGUAUCCAAGGAGAGUAAGAGGUUCGGAAGAUUCCUCUCCCUUAGAGGGACAACCCGGGGGCUCAUGAAUAAGCGGCGCUCGCCGGGGGUGUGCGCCGCGUGAUUUCGCGUGGGACUGUUGGCGGUAGACCAGCCGGCGAACGUUUAUUUCGCAACCUUUGCCACCAUCCACCAUCCCACGGAUUCGCGAUUCUUCUUCCCUUCCUCCUCCUCCCCCCUCCCCUCUCCUCGUCCCGCGGCGGCGGUGGAUGCCAAUAACGACGUUAUCCCGCGCGACGCUCAAGCCGUUUCCGUAGAAACCCCGCGUCCCACGUAGCCGCCCCACCUCGGCCCCCACGUGACCCGUGCGCGGGCCAAUCAGCGGCCGGGGUCCUCCCGGCUGGAUGCUGGCCGAGGGAUGCAAAAGGCGGGGUUGCGCGGCGCGUGGGGAUGAAAGCUCGACGGGAGAGGCGGGGGUCGAAAAGCUUGGCGAAGUCACGUGUGCCCGUGAGCCAGAAGCCCUCGUCCCGUGCUUUCACGUCGUUGUCGCCCGUGCCGCUUUUUGGGGUCCAGCCACCGUGUCACCGCGGCUGAUAACGAUAACGAGAGAGUCGGACGUGACCGGGAAAAGCCUCUUUUCCUUCUUCUUCUUCUUCUUCUCUUUUCUUUUUUUUUUUUGCGAGCCUGUUUCGGCCGAGCCAGCUUCCCUUUCACGGGCUUCCUUCGUUGGCCAGCGUUCAACGGAUCGCCCCUCUCUGCCCCGGAUCGUCCUUUCUUUCUUUCUCUUCCUUUUCGAUCGUUGCCAUCGAGUCGGUAUCUUUUAUCAUUACCAAUUCCAAGAUCUUGGUUGGAAUCCGCCUCGAGAUAAACAACCGGGAGUAUCUGUCUCUCCUCUCUCCCUCUAUCUGUCUCUCACUUUCUCUCUCUGUCUCUUCGGGAUGGAUCGUCGCGUUGAAAGGGGGGAUGAAAAGGAGUACGGAAAGUGAGCAGCUUCUCUUGGAUACGGUGAAGUGAGAAUACUGUGCUGGCAGGAUAGUGAGAAAGUGACUAACGUGACUAACUAACGAGUUCUACCUAAACGGUAUAAUCCAGUAUAAUCCUCCAGAGAUAUUGGGGACAGGAGAAGGAGAAGGGGGGUGCGAGUUGUUGUUACGCGAAUGAAAAACGAUGAGGAAGAGAGGCGAAAACCGUUUCGUGCGGGGGAUUGUGGACACGGUGCUGCGGGUUGAGUGGAGUUGAGUGAUGCCGGUGUGAGAGAAGAAGUUGGACGGGAUAACAAAGCGGCCGGGAGAGUUCGAGAUUCGAGUGUCGAAGAUGAGGCGACGGCCGACCGGGUGCUCGUCGAAGCCACCCGUCGUCCGGCACAAAGACGCUCCUGAUGACGGUCAUUGUACCGCCGCAUAGACCAGAUCGGGAGAGGACUGGCGACUUAAAAGGAAAGAAAAGAGAAAAAGAGGGACGAGAGAGAGGGAGGAGAUCCGCAAGGUCUGAGCGCGCGAGAGGCCGUCUUCUUCGACGGUGGUCGACGAAACAGGGAAGAGCGGAGUUUCCACGCGGCGCGAGCGAAAUCGUGGAGAGGAACCUCCAGCUGGAUUCCCACAGCCGACGGCCGUCGGCUACCGAGGGGCCGAGAUGGACCUCAGCACCGCCUAUCGCUACAAUCAGAACAUGAUGGAAUACUACACCUGCCACGGCGGAGUUAACCAGCUCGGCGGCGUCUUCGUGAACGGAAGGCCCCUACCGGAUGUAGUGAGGCAGAGGAUCGUCGAGCUGGCGCACAGCGGCGUCCGACCGUGCGACAUUUCCAGACAACUCAGGGUAUCUCACGGCUGUGUAUCCAAGAUACUGUCGAGGUAUUAUGAAACUGGUAGCUUCAAGGCUGGAGUUAUAGGCGGCUCGAAGCCGAAGGUAGCGACGCCACCGGUCGUGGAAGCGAUCGCUAAUUACAAGAGGGACAAUCCAACUAUGUUUGCGUGGGAGAUCAGGGACCGAUUGCUCGCCGAAGGCAUUUGCUCGCAGGACAACGUGCCAUCCGUCUCCUCGAUCAACCGAAUCGUGAGGAACAAAGCGGCGGAGAAGGCGAAGCACGCGCAUCAACAACAGCAGGCGCAGCAGCAGCAAGGUCAGCAGCAAGGUCAGCCAGGAUCAGGUGGUUCCGUGUCGGUGAUAGCCCAUGCACCUGCAACGGCAGCGGGUCACCCGGCGGCGACCGCUCCCAACGCUUACAGCAUCAGCGGCAUCCUGGGAAUCCCGGCGCACCACCAGGACCCGAACGGCAACAGCAUCAAGAGAAAACGCACCGACGACGACGACAACCGAGACCUGAACGAUCACCCCGAGGACGAUCUGAAGAGGCAGAGAAGCAACUACAACGGCGAUCAAUUGUACUCGAACCUGUGGUCGAGUAAAUGGAGCAUCAAGGACGAGCACAAGCUCCUGAGCGAGCUGGGAGGAGGCGGCGGGGGCGGAGGUGCGAGCGGUGGCGGUGGUACGAACGGGACUGGAGCCGGCGGAGGUGGCGGUGGCGGCGGUGGUGGCGGAGGUAGCGGCGGUGGAGGCGGAGGUGGCGGUGGCGGAGGUUACUACGAACACGGAGGAUUCCCCGGGAACGCGAUUGCCACCUCCGCCGAGCUGUACGACUCCCUGGGCACCAUCAGCACGAUGACGCAAGCGCAAACGCCCCAUCUCUACACCCCGCCCAUAGGGGGCACCAUAGCAGGUGGUACUUUGACGCCGCUCGCGCCACUGACGAUGCAAGAACUAAAAUUGAGCCAAACAUUGGACGGGGCUAACAUGUCUCCUUACCACACCACCGCAGAGAGCAGUACCGUCGCAGUGUCGUAUGUGGGGGUGGGGGCCGGUGGGGGGGAGCAGAGUCCCCCGAUUUCGUUGCAGAACGAGACAAACGCCACCCCCACGGCCCCCAACACCCCCGGAGGGGACCCCGGACUGACGGUCUUGCAGCCGCCAGUUUCUCAACCCCAGGUAGCAUCUGCGAUACCACCGUACUCCACGAUGCUUCCCAGUUUCGGACACUACGCCACCGGUGGUGGCGAUUAUGCAUACAGCGCGGCGUACUCUCAAUACUCGAGCGCACCGUACAGCGGCUACGGUUAUGGAGCAGCGACAAGCGGGUUGCUCAAUUCCACGUAUUACUACUGUAACGGGGACACGCUGGCGUCUUCCCACACCAAUUCGCAGCAGGGCGGCGGAUGUAAUAACACAGGACCAGAGAACAGCACGGACGUGGCUAGUCGCUCGCCUUUGGCUGCUACCAGAGCGAGCAGCGGUGCGAGUGCCGCUUCGCCAACCGGAAGUGCAUGCACCAAGCCGGAUCAUACUUCCACGCCAACGGACCUUUAUCUGGCCUGAUUAAUCGAUGGCACAGGAGACCAAUUCCGGGCAGAGGGUCUUUCUGGAGUGGGAACAGCGACCAACGAGUUCGGACGCCAUAUCACGAGGAACCAUGCUGAAAUUAAGCAAUGAUCUCUUUUAUUAAACGGUUCGGGAACGAACAGUCACGAACCGUUAUCAUCGAAUAAAAGAUCGCAACACGGAUAACCACGACGAAUUCCCGUUAAGAAAACAGGAAGAAGAACGGAGAGUGUGAGAGAGAAAGAGAGAGAAAGAGAGAGAGAGAGAAAGAGAGAGAAAGAGAGAGAGAGAGAGAGAGAGAAAGAAAAGAAUGGCGGAUUAUGACCAGAUACACGUUCACGUCAAUGCAACGCGACAUUGUUCACGAUUGAAUCGCGUGUCGCGUUUGGGGAUUUCGUGUCGAUCAGCGCGUGAAUCGCGAGAGAGAUAGAGACUUUUUUUUUUUGAGAAAUUUUCUUAACAACGUUAAUGACGAUGAUCGAAUCCAUCGUAGUCAUCCAUAGCCGUUCACACGACACACGACAGCGCUCAAUGGAACGAAACGAUCGAACAUCGAACGCUGUUGCAAAUUGACGGAUGAUUGUCCGUGAUAAUCGUGGUUAAAACUCGUUGUUAACGAAAGAUAACCCGUGUCACGGGAAAAUAGAAAACUUGUAGCUUGACCGACGUCAACGAUCUUAUUUGCGAAUAAUUAUCGAAUGGGAACGGCAAAACGAGUGUCGAUGACGAGUGUCUGGUCCAGCGACACUAAGGACAAUUCUGUCUAAUUGCAUGGUCGGGAUUACAGGUUGGCCCGUAUGCGUUACCGACAGUGUCGCUACUCACGUAGAGUGCGCAUAAUCAUAGGUAGUUUAAUUUAACGAUCCUCAGUUAGUAUAAUUUCUACACAAUUCCCGCGAUCGGUCGUCUCUCCAAAUGUGCCCGUGCAUUCCCGACAAUUUUCCUCUCGUACCCAUUGUUAACGAUCUUUGUAACGCGAAUGUAGUUGGGCACAUUUGUUACCGACGGCGUUAGAACGUGUACAUAUAUAUAAAGUGAAGGAAAAAAAAAAAAUUAUAUAUAUAAAUAUACAUAAUAUUAUCCGUGUAAAACAGAGUCAACUGCCCAACACGGCACGUUCUUUCUUCUAAUAAGCACGACGACCUAUCUUCACCUGCCCGCCCUCCCCCCUCUCCCCUCCCUUCCCACAAAACGAUAUAAGUAAUAUAGUAGAUAUAAUGGAUAAGUUUAUUGAGAUUUUUAAAUCAGGAAUCGACGUAACGAUCAUUACUGUUAAGGAUAUUAUAUAUAUUUUUUGUAGAAACCAAAGACCACAGACGGAUUGCCGAAAUGAGAAUUGCGUGCGUCGCGUAGCUACGGCUAAGGCAGAGUUUUAUGGCGGUUCGAAAGCGAUUUUUAGAUGUAAACGGAUGCGCGUGUUUGCGAGCGACGUACGAGGAUCGACGUAAAUGUACAAAACAAUGAGGGAAUGCAAAUCGAGAAAUCGGGAAAGCGUGAAAGGCGAAACGAAGUCGUGAAACGCGGGCUCUACGUCAUCGCGGUCGAUUCUUUCUUGGCGAAGGUAACGCCAUCGUGUAUGCAAUGAAAAAGAUACGUUACCUUCGAAACUGCCAUCCUUCGUCGAUCACAAAUCGUCCGUGGAUAUUCGCUGGCAUGUAACGAAUUUCAUUCCAUGGUUUGAUUUUUUUCUAAACAAAACAACGGACACUUCCUUGAUGGCCGGUUGAUCGUGAUUAUUCCCGCGUUCCGUCCAACGCCUUCACUACACUCGCACAUCACACAACCACGGAAAUCAACUAGCUUCCGGCACCGCGUCGAGCGUAACGUUUCGAAAAGAGAAGAGAAAAAACUAUCGCGGAACCGUAAUUAACGUCUGGCCACGGCAACUUUAAUGAGAAGUUACGUGCUUGCAAUUUCUUUAUGAUUAACGGGCAAAAAUGUUAAUUUGUAACCUUAAUAAGGAAAUUUACGCGCGCGUGUCCAGCGCCUUUCGAUCGCGCAUACGAUAUGCGCCGGGCAUGCGCGUUGCGUCUAGAAACGUACGUACAUGCGCGUACAUGCGCGGUAUAAUUCGAACGUAUUUAUUUGUUACUCUAUAUUUUCUUCUUUUAAUUUCUCAAUUAUACGAGCUAAUUUUAUCUCGCUACGAAGAUAAUUAUACGUUGUCCUUUCUAUUUAAUAGAAAUGCAAAUAGUGCAAUGAACAUAACAAAAUAAUUUUAAUUAUUUUUAUAAGUUAUCAGUCUCGUGUAGAGACGUUUAUCAACGUAUCAUCGCGUCUCGCUUGGGAAAUCUACCAUGAAAUGGAUUUCCAAGCACAAUUUCGCUCGCAUCACAGUUAUCUCAUAAUUAACAAAUUAUAUUUUCUCAAGCGUGUCUCGCGCGAACGAUAAUAGUUCGAUAAUUUUGAAAUAUCUUGUUAUAUAUUUAUUAUUCAUUUUUUAAAACAUAUCUUUUUAAUUUUAUUGUGAUAUAUUUCUAUAUUACAUGAUAUAUAAUAUAUAUCCGUAUAUUACAAUAAAAUUAAAGAAAAAAAUAUAUUUUUAAAAAUACAUUUUAUCGUAAUAUAUUUAUUCGAACGUUUAGCAAACGACUCGUACGAUCUUUCACCUUUCCAUCAUUACCUUUAUUACAUUACGCGUGGUAUCGUUAGACACGGUUCACGGAAUCGUAGCGAAACGAUCCGACAUCGUCGAUCCUAAGCGUGCUCGCAACCGAUUGUCAGAUCGUUCAUCGAUCCGAGCGUCAAACGAACAACUUAUUCGUACAAUUAUCUCUUCGUACGACUCGGUCUCUCUAUUCUACCGAUCGUUCGACGAUAUGUCACCAUGAUUUCAAAACCGAUACUAUACCCCUUCCUGUUAGUUGCGUUCUUUACGUGUUCAGCCCGCCAACGCGAUUACGUUUCCGCCGUGUUUGUCGAAAGGACGAAGGAUUCGUAGCCGCGAUCUCUCAUUGCUGAAUAAUUGCUAUUUAUAAAUUGUCGUAUCGUAGCGUUACGUGUCGUAAUAAAAUUGUGUGCGGAAAGAAUCUGGGGCAUGGAAAACGGUAUUGAAAAGGAAGACACAGAGAGAGAGAAAGAGAGAAAGAGAGAGAGAAAGAGAGAAAGAGAGAGAGAGAGAGAAAGAGAUAUUGCGAUCAUGCUUAGUAUUUCGAGGCUGCAACAAAUUCGAGUAUUAACACUGUUUUACACUCGCGAUAUACCUGCCAACCGAUGGAAAUCAAUCUUCUUUUGUUUCAUGUCUAACGUUAUUUUUCUUUUUUUCUUUUUUUUUUUUUUUUUUAAAGGGGAUACCUUCGGUACACAUACAUACACAUCGAUCUGACUUUCAUUGCGAUUUUUAUAAUUUGUCGGGAUUGUAAUUGACUAAUGCGUACUUCACAUUGUUAUUUUCUAUUAUUAUUAUUAUUGUAACGAUGAUGAUUAUGAACUCUUCAUUUUAUUAUUAUUAUUUUUUAUUCUAUUCUAUUAUUAUCGCUAUCUUAUUUUUCCCAUUAUUCUCAUGAUUUAUUAUUAAUAUUAUUAUUAUUAUUCUAAUUAUUAUUAUACUAUUAUCAUCAUUAUUAUUACACGAUUAUUUAAUGCCUUUAUUAUUUAUUAAAUAAUAACGACGACCUAUGUGUAAUAAGUUUUGCCAAAGAAAUUCCGUUGAAUGAGAGAGAGAGAGAGAGAGAAAGGAAGAGAGCAAUAUCGCGGUAACGUUUCGAACUUCCAUAAAAUGGAAGUGUUUUAGGAAACGAAAUAAAGAAAGAAAAAAAAAAAAAAAAAAGUUUUAAAGAGAGGAAAGCACACGAUAUGUUAACGUCGAAUCGUAAAUAGAAGAGAAACUAAAAGAAAAACCGAUGCAUCACGAGAGGAAUCAUUUUCCCGCGCAAUAUUCAAAUCGGAGUGGAUAUAUAUCCUUGGUAGCAAACUAUUUGUGAAAUCGAGACUUCAGUUUGAAUGCUGCGCCCUCCGUGAAUUUUUUUAUUCGAAAUAAUAACAAGCAGUUCUCUUUUUUUUUAUCAUUCUAUUCUAUUUUAUUUUAUUUUUUUUUUUUUCCUCCCCUCCUUCAUUUCGCUGUCAUUUCGUCCCGUGUGAUAUUAUGAUUCUUGUUUCGUGCGCCGCUCUUGCCGAGUCUCGCUGUUGAUACUUGCAAACAAAACUCUGUACAUCCUUUUUAAAUAAAUAUGAGGUUUAUAUGAA
This is a messenger RNA of Apis cerana (Asiatic honeybee), 7873 nucleotides long. It is a transcript of the gene sv, whose product is annotated as paired box protein shaven. The record is from RefSeq and is a predicted model, not a curated record. Gene Ontology annotation, biological process: anatomical structure development; regulation of transcription by RNA polymerase II. NCBI's taxonomy places the organism in Eukaryota, Metazoa, Arthropoda, Insecta, Hymenoptera, Apidae. Gene Ontology annotation, molecular function: DNA-binding transcription factor activity, RNA polymerase II-specific; RNA polymerase II cis-regulatory region sequence-specific DNA binding.